This is a messenger RNA of Colletotrichum phormii, 845 nucleotides long. RefSeq lists its product as uncharacterized. Bases 192 to 761 code for a protein of 189 amino acids. The transcript is spliced from 4 exons. The record is from RefSeq and is a predicted model, not a curated record. Lineage: Eukaryota; Fungi; Ascomycota; Sordariomycetes; Glomerellales; Glomerellaceae.
UCCGGUCCGGUAAUGGGAGGAACCUAGUGUAAAGGAUCUUGAGCAACGCAUCCUACCUUACUUUUUACACACUCAAUCACCUUGAGUCAAGGCAUCAAGCAACGGUUUGACCUGUGGCUGAACCCAAACAAUACCUACUUUGAUUGAGAGAAACAAGCCGUCAACAACAACACUGCGCCUGUCUCAACCCAAUGGAACACUACGACUUGUUGAGGGGCAGAAAGCGCAAGUACCUCGACCGGUCGGACAGCAAGAGGGGUACUUCGAACAGCUGGUUACCCGCAACAACGAAUCUCCGUCUCACAAACCACCCCUCCAUCCCGACCGACCAUUUCCUUACCUCAUGCACGCCGGGCCCCGGAAAAGCCAGACCAAUCGCACUACCCCAUGACGAUAACCUCCCCUCCCGGCCAUCAACUCUUCCCGUCCGCGCCUCUGCGUUUCCACCCCCAGCCUUAGCCCAUUGCCGAAGGCCCGGAAAGAUGCGGGAUCGUGUCCAGCUUCCCAUCCUUUGUCCGCCGAAAACCGACUCUGCACGCCUUCAAAACGCCCCUCGACGCCAUUCUUUCCUCGGCACAACCGUCCCCCCAAGGCGCGAUACCUUCUUUCAUUGCCGGAAGAAUUACCCAUGCUUCGGCUCAUCUCGUGUCUCUGAUAUCGUGCCUCUCCACUUCCAAGAACUCGCCUGUCCACCUUCCGGCGCAAACACGAGCUCGCAUCUCGAAUCUCGGGUCCCAACCACGAGCUUGCAUAUGCCAUGACAUGGCUUCGCGACCUUUCAACAAAAUGGCAACCAAUGAAUGCACUCGUCAUCUUCGCCAGUGUUCCAUCCCGGGAAACGCUGA